Colias croceus (clouded yellow) is the source of this 1106-nucleotide messenger RNA. RefSeq names its product regulator of microtubule dynamics protein 1-like. The transcript has 4 exons. Bases 93 to 842 code for a protein of 249 amino acids. NCBI's taxonomy places the organism in Eukaryota, Metazoa, Arthropoda, Insecta, Lepidoptera, Pieridae. The record is from RefSeq and is a predicted model, not a curated record. Gene Ontology annotation, molecular function: microtubule binding. Gene Ontology annotation, cellular component: spindle microtubule; mitotic spindle pole; cytoplasm.
UGUUCAUAGGUACUGUAUUAACAAUAAUUAAUGUAAACAGAGUUAAACAUGCUAAUUAUUCAAUUAAAUCAUUCUAUAAGCCUUUGGUUGUUAUGUUUAUUUGGCCUACAAAAUUAAAACUAUCUCCUGAAACCAAAGUCGAUUUGACACCAUCUGUAAUUGAGGUUGCAGAUCGUUUAUUUGAGUCGGGAAAAUAUGAAGAAUGUCAUAAAAUUUUGUGUGGUUAUGAGAAACAGGAUGAUAUAGAAAUAAAAUGGCGCUUAUGCCGUGUUUUAUACAAUAUGGCAAAACUUCCAAAAUAUAAUCAAGAGUACAAAUGCGAACUUAUAACAAAGGCUUAUAAUAUAAUUGCUAAAGAAUUAGAUACGCAUUGGGAUAAUUUUGCCGUGCAAAAGUGGUAUGCUUUAAUACUAGAUAUAAAAAGUUCCAAUGAUGGUUUAAAAAGGAGAAUAGAAGAACUGGGAAAUGUUAGAAAACAUAUGGAAUUGGCUAUAAAAUUAAAUCCAAAUGAUGCAACGCUACUGCAUAUGUUAGGCGAAUGGUGUUAUCAAGUAACAGAGGUGCCGUGGCAUCAGCGCAAAACCGCCGAAACAUUAUUUGCGGCAUUACCUCAUUCGACUUACGAAGAUGCACUUGAAUAUUUCUUAAAAGCCGAGGAAGCACAGCCAAGAUUCUAUAGUAUUAAUUUACUUAGAUUGGGAAGUUGUUAUCUGAAGUUAAAGAAAGAAGAUCAAGCCAAGUAUUACUUAAAAUUAGCAGCAAGUUAUCCAGCAAAAUCAAAUGAUGACCAUCAUGCUAACAAAGAAGCGACAGAAUUAUUAAAGAAAAUUAAACGGAAAUAAAAUUUAAUCUACCUUUAAAUAAAGCGUUUUUUUUACUGUACUAAAAAUUCCAAACAGAAACUACGUCGUUAGAACCGACUUUCAUUUUUUUGAUCUUGAUUUAUUUUUUACUGGAGUUCUUUUAUUCCAUAUGUAAGUUUAAUUGUUACAAGCUAAGGUUAUAGUACGAUUCAAACUUAAUGGCAUGGCGGCUCGGAACAUCGUACGAUCCGAUGCGCAGAAAACAAUUUUAGGUAUUAGCAUUUAGCAGGACGUUAAGGGACC